AGCGGGCAUGUCAUUAGAGACUGGGAGAAAUUUAAUUUAGCUAUGGUGUUGUCAGUCCAUGCUGCCAUUUCCUCACACCAGCCCCUCUCGGCCUCGCCGGAGCAGCGACUUCCAUCGCCUUCCAGUGGAGCUGCGCCAUCGGCGCUGCCCCUAAGCAGAGCGCCGAUUUGCAAGAAAUCCUUGAUCGCCUUAUCUCACGCCGGCGGGAGCAUCGCCAGGAAUACUCGCUGCGGCGUCACUGUAGAGGCGAUUGGCGAUAUCAUGGCGGCUACUGGAUUGAUAUCCGAGAGUGAGGCUUGGAUCGAUUUGAAGGAUCAUGUCGCGGAGAUCAACAAGACGCAUUUGAGGGAGCUUUUGACUGAUACGUCUCGAUGCGAGGGGAUGAUCAAGGAGCAUGACGGGAUAUUGAUAGACUUUUCUAGGCAGCGAGCAACGCAAAAAACCAUGGAAAAGCUUUUUUCGCUUUCCAAGGAAGCAAAGCUGGAGGAGAAAAUAAAGAAGAUGUUUAUCGGAGAACACAUCAAUAGCACCGAGGAUCGGGCGGUUCUUCAUGUGGCGCUUAGAGCUCCAAGAACUGAACACAUUUUCGAGAGUGGUCGGGAUGUUGUUCCAGACGUCUGGGAAGUACUGGACAAAAUCAAGGAUUUUUCAGAUAGAGUGCGAAGUGGCACUUGGGUGGGAGCUACAGGGAAGCCCCUAACAGAUGUUGUAGCGAUAGGAAUCGGUGGAAGUUUUUUGGGCCCUCUUUUUGUUCAUACAGCUUUGCAAACAGAGCCUGAGACUGCCAAAGCUGCGCGUAAUCGAAAACUUCGAUUCCUUUCAAAUGUAGAUCCUAUUGACGUUGCACGGGCUUUGAAUGGUUUGAAGCAAGAAACAACCCUUGUGGUGAUCGUUUCCAAAACCUUCACAACCGCGGAAACUAUGUUGAAUGCAAGGACUGUGCGGUCCUGGAUCACAUCGGCGCUUGGGUCAAAUGCAGUCUCUAAGCACAUGGUUGCUGUCAGUACAAACGUGAAGCUCGUGAAAGAGUUUGGCAUCGACCCUGAAAAUGCGUUUGCUUUUUGGGAUUGGGUUGGAGGUCGCUAUAGUGUAUGCAGUGCUGUUGGGGUGCUCCCAUUGUCUCUACAAUAUGGAUUUGAGAACAUUACCAAGUUCCUCGAGGGAGCUUGGAGCAUUGACCAGCAUUUUCGUACCGCACCUUUUGAGAAUAACUUGCCUGUUCUAUUGGGUCUAUUGAGCGUAUGGAAUGCGAGUUUUCUUGGAUGUCCCGCACUGGCUAUCCUGCCAUAUUGUCAAGCCUUGCAAAAAUUGGCUCCACAUAUCCAGCAAGUGAGCAUGGAAAGCAACGGCAAGGGAGUCACGAUUGAUGGAAAAGUACUCGAUUAUGAGGCAGGAGAGAUUGACUUUGGAGAACCAGGGACCAAUGGUCAGCAUAGCUUCUACCAAUUAAUCCACCAGGGUAGAGUUGUUCCAUGCGACUUCAUUGGAAUCAUCAAAAGCCAGCAAUCAGUGUUUUUGAGAAAUGAGAUUGUCAGUAACCACGACGAGCUUAUGUGCAAUUUUUUCGCCCAAGCAGAUGCGUUGGCUUAUGGCAAGACCCCCGAGGAACUUCGAGCGGAAGGUGUCCCGGAUUAUUUGAUUCCUCACAAAACUUUCACCGGCAACCGUCCAUCCCUGAGCAUGCUGCUACCAACUCUAAAGCCAUACACAGUUGGCCAGCUUCUAGCUUUGUAUGAGCACCGGAUCGCAGUGCAGGGAUUUAUCUGGGGAAUCAACUCCUUCGAUCAGUGGGGCGUGGAACUCGGCAAGGUGCUUGCAUCCCGAGUUCGCACACAGAUGAACGCUUCACGAACGAAAGGAAAGCCCGUACAAGGAUUUAAUCACAGUACCACAACGCUGCUCAACCGUUAUUUAAAGGGGAAAACCCAGCUACUGUACCCAGAACCACAGGAUGUAUUUCCUUCCAACAUUCUCGUCGGCCCGGAGUCUCCCGUGGCUCUCGAGGACGAGGACUAAACAACAUCACGUCAAACAAAACCAGAUGAAUGAAGCAGUGCACGAUUUCUGCUGUUCUCUGAGAAAGAAGAUUAAAGAACAUCACGUAAGUUUCAUCAAGGAACGGAGUGCUGGCUCAUUGUUUUACAGAAAAAAAGCAAUGGAGAAAGCUUUUCAUUUCGUUUCUCCUGUAAAAUAAGAAGAUUUUUGUUGUUGUGA
Selaginella moellendorffii is the source of this 2214-nucleotide messenger RNA. Its product is annotated as glucose-6-phosphate isomerase, cytosolic. Gene Ontology annotation, molecular function: monosaccharide binding; glucose-6-phosphate isomerase activity; carbohydrate derivative binding. Bases 43 to 2016 code for a protein of 657 amino acids. The transcript has 24 exons. The record is from RefSeq and is a predicted model, not a curated record. NCBI's taxonomy places the organism in Eukaryota, Viridiplantae, Streptophyta, Lycopodiopsida, Selaginellales, Selaginellaceae. Gene Ontology annotation, cellular component: cytosol. Gene Ontology annotation, biological process: glucose 6-phosphate metabolic process; glycolytic process; gluconeogenesis.